This is a messenger RNA of Oncorhynchus masou masou (cherry salmon), 1412 nucleotides long. Its product is annotated as DNA ligase 1-like. NCBI's taxonomy places the organism in Eukaryota, Metazoa, Chordata, Actinopteri, Salmoniformes, Salmonidae. The transcript is spliced from 3 exons. The record is from RefSeq and is a predicted model, not a curated record. The coding region runs from base 1 to 1302 and encodes 433 amino acids.
AUGGAGGAGGCAGUAGAGGGAACCAACAAGUGUCCAGUCGCUAGUGAAUCUGCCGCUUCCGUGUCCGCUGUCCUCCAAGAGGAGUUUUCAGCUGAUAAGAGUCUUCCUGCACCCACAGCACUGCCUCUUAGGCUGCCCUGCACCCACAGCAUUGACCACAAACAGCUAUGGGAGAAAGUUGAGGACAACACAGAGUUCUCAGUAGACAAAGAAGCAACUGUUGCCAUUUACACUUGGGAAGAUAAAAGUCCUUCAGUUCUGCCAUGCAUCCACAAUAACAACGACCACCAACUGCCAGAGGAGACAGUUGAGGACAACACAGAGUGCUCAGUUGACACCGAGGCAAGUGCAGUUGCACCCACUGUCAAGAGAGAGGAACUGACAGGUGAUAAAAGCCCUGUCCGAGCAAUUCCUCCAAUCCUGGGAUGCAUCCAUGACAAGGACCAAAAGGAGCCAGAGCAGAAAGUGAAGGGCCCUAGUGAAGAGGUGGAUCUCUGCCCUCACACUCACCAGCUGGACCCAGAUGUUAACUUAACUCUGGCAACCCGCAAUGAUGAACCCAGGACCUGGACCCUGGAAGAGGCAAAGGAUUAUUGGAUAGGCAUUGAUAUUGAGAGUGAAGAGAGGAGCGUCAAGGAGGAGGUGAGACAGAGGGAGGGAUUGAAGCGUGAGGCGGACUGUGCCCAUUCCAAGAGCUCCAAUGGGAUGGCUUCAUCAGAGAGAGCAGAGACCAUCCUUGGAAGAGUGGGCUUUCUGGUCAUGAACCACAUGCAGAAAAUUCCAUUUUUGAAGAUGAAGGAAAAAGAGAAAAAUAAGAAACUGCAUAAGAAGUUGAAAGAUGACGAGAAAGAGAGAAAGGAGAAGAAAAACAAGGAGGAGAACAAAAAGUGGGAGAAGAAAGAGAUGAAUGAGAGAGAGAAAGAGCAGAAGAAAGUCAUGAAGGCUGAGAAAAAGAGGGAGAAGUUAGAACAGAAAAAGAGAGAGAAGGAAAGAAAAGAGAAGGAAAAGGCAGAGAAAAGGAGAUUAGAGGGGCUGAUGAAGAUACAUAAUGACAUGAUGAAAGACAGGAUUAAGAAAGAGAAGAAGUGUUCUGAGGAGCUGAAAAAGAGAGAGAAAGCUCAAGCUGAGUUCUUGGAGAUGGAGAGAAAGAUUCAAGAAAAGGAGGAGAAGAAGAGAGAAAAGAGGAGGAAAGAGGAGAGGAAGAGACUCGAGAAGAAGAAAAAGAGGGAGCCAGCUGGAGGUGGAACUGAGAGGGUGAUAGAAGAGCAGGGAAAGGAUGAAAGCUUGAAGAUGGAUGAGUAGACUGGGUAUUAGAGAGAGAGAGCAGGGCGGGAUACUGUAUUUUUGCAUGCAAUGAAAAAUGCAAUUAAAAAAAUCUAUAAAAAAGGUUUACUCUGUUUGAUUUUUGUCAA